AUGUUAGGGAAGCCCAGAAAAUAUGCGCCGUACAGUCGUUGGGUCUUUCUCGGCUGGAUAGGACAAAUAGAAACACUGGUAGCGAAGAACAGUGUGUCUAUCUCUUGA
Molecule: messenger RNA, 108 nt
Organism: Chondrus crispus (carragheen)
Lineage: Eukaryota; Rhodophyta; Florideophyceae; Gigartinales; Gigartinaceae
Exons: 1
Coding region: 1-108 (35 amino acids)
Source: RefSeq, a predicted model, not a curated record